Molecule: messenger RNA, 1324 nt
Organism: Quercus robur (English oak)
Lineage: Eukaryota; Viridiplantae; Streptophyta; Magnoliopsida; Fagales; Fagaceae
Exons: 1
Coding region: 122-1216 (364 amino acids)
Source: RefSeq, a predicted model, not a curated record
ACACCAAUCUUCUUUUCAAAUACAAAAUACUAGCAGAAGUACUGGUACCCACAAAGCCAAAGCACAAACAAACCACCUCUCACAGUAGCUCAUAGCAAUUCCUUUACACAAAGCUCUCAGGAUGAUCAAGACUCUGAAUCCCUACACCACCACAGCAAAAACUGCUGAGAUUAUGUCUAGGUACAGGCCUAUAGCUCCAAAGCCUGAGUCAGCCACAGAUCCAAGCAAUGAGUGUCCCUCCAUGUCUCAGAAGAUCAGGCAAUCUCCUUACCUUAGGAACCUCUGGCCACAAUUGCAAGCCAGGCCCACCAGAACGAGAAAGAGAGGUAGGUCUGCUAUAACACCACCCUCCUUUAAAAGACCAAGAACCCAUGUCUUUGGGUUUUCUUCUCCUUGUCAUUUGACAUCAUCCCCUGCCAAGAAUCUAUCUUUGCAGGGUUUUGCUCAUGGUCAUGGGCUCCCUCAGUUUCCUAUUCCAAACCUACCAGCAAUUAGCAACAGCUUGGAAGUACAGCCAACCACAACUCCUACUUUAGUGACACUUCCUCUUCUUUCAUGUCCUAAUUCUGUCCCCAACCAAGCAGGGGCACCAGAGCUUGAGUUAAUGGAACCUUGUGGUGAGAAAAAGGUUAUAGAUUUAAACACUGUAGCUGAAAUUCCAGAGGAAAAGGAUCUCUUGCAGCAACUGCAAGGACCCAUCAGCAGCAAUGUAAUUGCACCUCAGCCAAUUCGACCAGUUGGCUCUAGCAUAAGCGUUGGCAGCAUUAGUGAAGACCCAAGUUUUAUCUCAGCUGUUCAAGUUCCUAAGAAACCAGAAGAGGUAGAGGAAGAGGUCGAGUCCGAGGCCUUACCGGCAGUGAUAUCAGACUCAAACAACAAAGUGAGGAUGGCAAAUUCGGCUUACAAGGAGAUGGUGGGCCAACCAGAAUGUUCCUGGCUUGAUUCUAUGGUGACCAGUGAUGGAAAAUUGGGAGGCAGCUCAAGCAAGAGGAUCAAUGGGGAGGUGAUGCUUCAUCUUUCUGAUUCAAGGUUGCCAAUUUCGUCAAAUGGUUUUUCAUGUUGGGUGAGGAUAGAGUGGGGAAGUGGGGAGAAGAAAAGCUCAAUCAAUGCUUUCUGUGAUGUGAUUAGAUUAUCCUGUGAAUCCAAGGAUUAUCUAUUCACAUGGAGGUUCCACACCCAUAGCAGAGAGGCUUCUCAGCCCAGUUGUAAUGUGUAAAUAUUGUACUACACAAGCAUAAUUACCACUAAAUGCAACUUAUCUACUACUGUGCAAAUUAAAUAUCCAAGAGAAAUAUAGUUUUAUAACAGCUUUUUUAUCAACUCA